CUACAGGUAGAGGGCAGGCUGGCCCUGGGUGGUGCUGAUGUGGCCUCAAGGCUGAAUCCAGCCAGGGUCCGGCCCAGGCGACAGCCCCUCAAGGAACCAGCCCUACACCCCAUGGGGUUGUCGCUGCCCAAGGAGAAGAGCCUAAUUCUUUGCCUGUGGAGCAAGUUUUGCAGAUGGUUCCAGAGACGGGAGUCCUGGGCUCAGAGCCGAGAUGAGCUGAAUCUGUUGCAGCAGAAAAGGAUCUGGGAGUCACCGCUCCUCCUCGCUGCCAAAGAGAACGAUAUCCAGGCUCUGAACAAGCUGCUCAAGUACGAGGCCUUUGAGGUGCACCAGAGAGGAGCCCUGGGGGAGACGGCGCUGCAUGUCGCGGCCCUCUACGACAACCUGGAGGCCGCCAUGCUGCUGAUGGAGGCUGCCCCGGAGCUGGUGUUUGAGCCCAUGACAUCUGAGCUGUAUGAAGGUCAGACUGCAUUGCACAUCGCUGUGGUGAACCAGAAUGUGAACCUGGUACGAGCCCUGCUUGCCCACGGGGCCAGCGUCUCUGCCAGGGCCACGGGCACUGCCUUCCACCGCAGCCCCCACAACCUCAUCUACUUUGGGGAGCACCCUUUGUCCUUUGCCGCCUGUGUGGGCAGUGAGGAGAUCGUACGGCUGCUCAUUGAGCACGGAGCUGACAUCCGGGCCCAGGACUCCCUGGGAAACACGGUGCUGCACAUCCUCGUCCUCCAGCCCAACAAAACCUUUGCCUGCCAGAUGUACAACCUGCUGCUGUCCUACGAUGGGCAUGGGGACCACCUGCAGCCCCUGGACCUCGUGCCCAACCACCAGGGCCUCACGCCCUUCAAGCUGGCUGGAGUGGAGGGCAACACCGUGAUGUUCCAACACCUGAUGCAGAAGCGGAAGCACAUCCAGUGGACAUACGGGCCAUUGACCUCCACUCUUUACGACCUCACAGAGAUAGACUCCUCGGGGGAUGAGCAGUCCCUGCUGGAACUUAUCAUCACCACCAAGAAGCGGGAGGCUCGCCAGAUCCUAGACCAGACACCGGUGAAAGAGCUGGUGAGCCUCAAGUGGAAGAGGUAUGGGCGGCCGUACUUCUGUGUUCUGGGCGCCAUCUACCUGCUGUACAUCAUCUGCUUCACCACGUGCUGUGUCUACCGCCCCCUCAAGCCCAGGACCAGCAAUCGCACCAGCCUUCGGGACAACACCCUCUUACAACAGAAGCUACUUCAGGAAGCCUAUGAGACCCCCAAGGACGACAUCCGGCUGGUGGGGGAGCUGGUGUCCAUCAUUGGGGCUGUGAUUAUCCUACUAGUGGAGAUUCCAGACAUCUUCAGAGUGGGGGUUACUCGCUUCUUUGGACAGACAAUACUUGGGGGCCCAUUCCAUGUCCUCAUCAUCACCUAUGCCUUCAUGGUGCUGGUGACAAUGGUGAUGCGGCUCACCAAUGCCGAUGGGGAGGUGGUGCCCAUGUCCUUCGCCCUGGUGCUGGGCUGGUGCAAUGUCAUGUACUUUGCCCGAGGAUUCCAGAUGCUGGGCCCUUUCACCAUCAUGAUCCAGAAGAUGAUUUUUGGUGAUCUGAUGCGAUUUUGUUGGCUGAUGGCUGUGGUCAUCUUGGGCUUUGCUUCAGCCUUCUAUAUCAUCUUUCAGACAGAGGACCCCGAGGAGCUGGGCCAUUUCUACGAUUAUCCCAUGGCACUGUUUAGCACUUUUGAGCUGUUCCUCACCAUCAUCGAUGGCCCUGCCAACUACAAUGUGGACCUGCCCUUCAUGUACAGCAUCACCUAUGCUGCCUUCGCCAUCAUCGCCACACUGCUCAUGCUCAAUCUCCUCAUUGCCAUGAUGGGCGACACUCACUGGAGAGUGGCCCAUGAGCGGGAUGAGCUCUGGAGGGCGCAGGUCGUGGCCACCACAGUGAUGCUGGAGCGGAAGCUGCCCCGCUGCCUGUGGCCCCGCUCUGGGAUCUGUGGGCGUGAGUUCGGCCUGGGGGACCGCUGGUUCCUGCGGGUAGAAGACAGGCAGGAUCUCAACCGACAGAGGAUCCGGCGCUACGCACAGGCCUUCCACAACCCGGGCACGGAAGGCUUGGACAAAGACUCAGGGGAAAAACUGGAGCUGGGCCGCCCCUUUGGCCCCCAGCUGUCCCUUCCUACACCCUCGGUUUCUCGCAGUACCUCCCGGAGCAGCACCAACUGGGAACGGCUCCGGCAGGGCACCCUCAGGAGAGACUUGCGGGGGGUGCUCAACCAGGGGCUGGAAGAUGGGGAGGGCUGGGAGUACCAGAUAUGAGUGCGCAUUUUGCUCCGGCUAAGUUGCUCACUUUUCCAGGAGCAGCAACACAAAACAAAACCAAAAACACAAACCAAACAUGACAAAAUCCUAGAGUUCUAAUCUCCUGGAUCCAAGAGGAAAGAAAGCAGCAUGAACCUUGAGGAACGGACGCUGAGAAUAACGGCUCCAGGUCCCCACUGCUCCUCCUGCUCUGGGGCCACCAACCUGAGUCAGUGGUGGCCCACGCCUGACCCCAUGCAUAGGGCUGGGCAUGCAGGAGCUGGCCUGCUGCUACCCCCCACUCCCUUAUGAAAGUCCCACUGCACAUCAGAGCACUUUAAGGACAGGCCUGCCCUCUCAGGCUCCCAGCCUCUACCCCAGGGUCAUAGUGGGAAGGGAGACAGCCCUUCUCAGGUGCUCCGACAGCUGAUGGGGAGGCACUGGGCUUGAGGGAAGACUCGGCGGGGGGCAGGGGCCACUGCA
Molecule: messenger RNA, 2754 nt
Organism: Tupaia belangeri chinensis (Chinese tree shrew)
Lineage: Eukaryota; Metazoa; Chordata; Mammalia; Scandentia; Tupaiidae
Gene: TRPV6
Product: transient receptor potential cation channel subfamily V member 6
Exons: 15
Coding region: 112-2289 (725 amino acids)
Biological process (GO): calcium ion import across plasma membrane
Cellular component (GO): plasma membrane
Molecular function (GO): protein binding; calcium channel activity
Source: RefSeq, a predicted model, not a curated record